This is a messenger RNA of Daldinia loculata, 4052 nucleotides long. RefSeq lists its product as uncharacterized. Gene Ontology annotation, molecular function: DNA-binding transcription factor activity, RNA polymerase II-specific; zinc ion binding. The coding region runs from base 549 to 3641 and encodes 1030 amino acids. NCBI's taxonomy places the organism in Eukaryota, Fungi, Ascomycota, Sordariomycetes, Xylariales, Hypoxylaceae. Gene Ontology annotation, biological process: regulation of DNA-templated transcription. The transcript has 3 exons. The record is from RefSeq and is a predicted model, not a curated record.
GUGACCCGAAAUCUCUGAUUUCCCUGUAAUUACCAGCGUUUCACUCGUUCUCACGAUCUCAACAAAUUCAACCAGACUAUCAGUAAUUACAUCAAUAUUGCCUCAAUAAUCGCCCUAAUAGUACGUAUCGGCUGUGUGACAAGAUGUAAUUGUCAGUUAAUCCAUGCAAAAGAUUUAUGGUGGAAAGUUGGAAGUUCAAAUGUCGGAUACCUUAGGUACUUAAACCUUACGUACAUACAUAAUUCUCUGGCGAUACUACCUAGGUACAUAGCCCCGCGUCCUCAUUAAGCAUAGGUACUCUAGCAGCUGCCUGGAACCUUAGCCUUUAGGUACCUGCCGCAUCCACAUGUAUGGUUUUAGGACAGGUAGUACCUAGGUACUUCAGCUACGCCUUAGGUAACCAAGUCGCCCCAGAGCCGCGACCUCCAACGCGUUUAGUCAAACUCUCCACCUGCAUCUAUUUUGGUUUAUUUCGCACUAUUUACAUCGCGCUUAAUUCCGCCGGCGGUUUCUGAGAAUAGCAGAACGGCCCUCGAGUCAUCGGCGGAAUGGAUGCCCUCUUAGAAUCAACCAGAGGUAAUCUGGUAUGCAACUCUGUUCAAGAUGUACAAGACAGACUGCACCGCCUCCUCGCUUCCAGAUCGUCGGAUACGCGCGCAGAACAUGCCUCUUUUACAUUCGAGCUUCGACAUAAUGUGGUCUUUCACUUGAAUCCAGAUGCCGAAAAUAGCCCCGCGGACAGUGUCGUCAACCCUACCGAACAAUCGCACCACCAGCCCAUUACCCAAUCCGUGAAUGCCUUCGAAACAGUUCAGAACCAACCCAGCGAUGACCCUAUUCUCCAGCGCGCUGUCGCAAAGCAUAUCGUCGGUGCGAUGGGAAUUGUAGACAAUAGUUCAUGGACAAUACGAAAGGUUUCUCGGGAUUCACAAGGCUGGACGUUCACGUACAUCUGCAAAGACUCGCUGCAGGCAUGGAAUCGCGCGAAUGCGAAGAACACCGAGAAGCAUGUAAUUGGCAGUUAUAGCGGGCCAGGUAGCUUGGAUCCAAUUAAUGCCACUCGUCCUGCCUUCGAUUGUCGCGGAACCCUCACGAUUGCCUUUUCGAAAUCCGCCAGAGGCGUUAUCGUGAAAUAUGAUCACACACCUAUACACAAGACUGUCGCGCAGUUGGUAGACCUUAUAGCACUCACUCUACCGCCCCCGCCCGUCAACAAUGGCGGCACAGGAAGCCAGAGAACGCCAAGGGCCAAGCGACCCCCACCAGCGGAAGGCGAAGAAGGGAGCCGCAAGAAACGUUCAAGGAAGAAAGAAAAGGCUCCAGAAGCACCGAUGGGAGGCCCCCCUCCUGGGGAUGGCCAAAAUAGUCAGAACAUCGCCGAAUCGCAGGGUGUGAUACACGGCGGUGUACAUGUUACAUCGGUUCCGAUUGUCCCCCCCGAUGAAGUCAAACGCCGUAGAGAAACGGCGAUAGAUCUCCUUAACGGAAGGCAAAUCGAUCCUGCGACACUCUCUGAGGAGCAAUUUAACAUAUUUGCAAAUCAGGCACCAAGUCUACAGACAACUUCGUUAGAUAUGUUAGCUAAGUAUGGCGCCGAGAGGUUGAGAAUUGUCCAUCCAGAUGAUAAGGAUGCCAAAUCAACUCCCAUAGAAGAACAAUCUACCAAUACAACCCCUGCUACUGUAUCAGGCCAGGCGUCUGCUCCUGGAAUAACUGAGACACCCACAAAGAAGAGGCGUUCCCGAAAGAAAAAGUCUGACGGGGCAGUAACUGAGGUUUCUAUCGGUGAUGGUGCGGUAGUGUCAGUACAACAGAGCGGCGAAAUUGGAACGACAACUUCCACUCUGAAGCUGACGACCAAGAAAACACGCGGAAGUUGUGAGACUUGCAGAGACAGGAAGCUCAAGUGCACCAAAGAACAUCCCAGUUGUUCUGUCUGUACUACAGCUGAGGUGGAAUGCAUUUAUUUGCCACCGAAACCACGACGGAAAAGAGCGGUAGUUUCUGGUGGUGAAGUAGUUGAAAAUGAAGAUUCCGACCUACCUGGAGAAAGGGAAGAAUUCCAGGCCCAAAUGCAAUCUGAGGAGGCACCAUUGCCAAUGCCAACAACACAAAUGCCAGUGGAAUACCAAGCACCUGCUAUUGCCCCGGCGACCCCAGAUCCCGAUAAUGAAGAAUUCAUCCCAGAUCCAAACAUCUUGUCGGGACCUGUUGAGCAUCCUCCCGCUACCAUGCAACCUUCUAUACAACCUUCAACAACGCAAUACUAUCAGAACCAUACCAAUAGCCUCACAUUUUCCCAGAAUCCGCAGCCCUCGACUGGGCCGACAGCAAUGUCAACUUUAACAUUCCCAGAAUCUCAAGCCCGUGAGGCCCAAUCCGAGUCUCCUAACUUAGUCUUUCCGUCGACAUCCCAUCAGACUGAGCACUCAUCUGGUUCAACCUUUCCGCGACCGGCCCCGGCAACGAGUCAGAAGGCGCAAAACACGCCCAUGUCUAACCGACGUAGUCUUCCCACCACCCAAAAUAAGCAAACACCGAUACCUACACCAGUACCACCGCCAACCAUACCGCAGCAUGCCCCCAAUUGGAAUUCCCCCUCCACAACACGGCAUGCUACUACAGCGUCGCCGACAUUGACCCAGCAGCAAACAUCCAGGCGGUCAAGGUCACGUAAGUCUGACGUGGAAGUUAGACAGCAGGCAAAUGACAGUAUGAGGCAACCGCUGGCCGUAUCGCAGGUCGCAGCGCAAAAUCAGAGGCAACCGUCGCCUGCAACGGGAUCACCAUACCAGACUGCAACUCGCGCAAACUCUCGACAAGACCAUAGGUCACAGACUAAUACACCCGUUGUAUCCACAUCUCGCCCUCCUCCGCAGGCCCCGCAAGCUGCUGUCAGUGCAUCCUACAAUACGACUGCAUCAGCCUCGAUUCCAAGCUAUGACCCCUAUCCACGUUACGAUAGCACAACUAAUGGUCAAUAUAAUAAUGCAAACAACGACCAGGGUUCGACUCGCAUUGCGUACGAACCUGGCUCGUACCAGGCUCAUACAGCUGCUAUAACGUCGGCGUCCUAUUCCUCAGCGCCGGCAUAUGAUUAUCCUCGGACUACAAGUUCAUCGAAUCCUCUCUCUCAAGCCCUCAACUCGUCGUCCGGAUACAACAAUACUAGCAGCAGUGCUGCAACUCCUCAAUGGCCCACCUCGCAAGCUCGAGGUAGCCAGGCGCACGCCCAACCACAAGCAAAUAAUACUUACCCUAUGGCAUCAGCUACUACAUCUACCUCUAAUAGCUAUGGCACAAGUUCUGCGGAGUCACGGACCUCCCAUCAGAAUACCCCUUACACCCAAUCCCAGCCUCAAUCAUAUAAUUCGUAUUCAGCACAGCAGCCGAGCACGAAUCAGCAACCCCAGCAAAGCUGGUACGGCUUUAGCGCCAACAAUAAUAGUAGUGCCGGUGCAAACCAAAACUCUUACAGUAGUAACCGAAACAGCGGCUACGGCGGUACCGCAAGCUCAAAUCAGACCGCAUAUAGCAACCACAGACCUAGCGCGUCCAACUACCCUGGGCACAGCUACGGGUCUGGGUCGGACGAUCAGAGCAUAUAUGAGUUGCUAAGGGCCAACGGCUCUACACAUUAGGACAUACCUAGGUAUAUUACCCUCGACGGCGGUUUCCUUGUCCAUUUGAGUAUGUUAUUAUAGAACAGCGGCGAUUUCAGCCGAAGGAUUUAUACUUUGCACAGAUGAAGGAAUACGUUUAUAUCCAAAGACAGGAAAAGGGUGCUAUGAUAUAUUGGUUACGGCAUUGGGCCGAGAUAUUAGCAUAACAAUGCUAAUGGGCCACAUGGCGCGUUGUGAUGCGCUAUAGCUUUUAUGCGGAUAGCUGUUCUAGCUACAUUAACGAUACCACUAUGCGCUGUGUUUUAGAGAUACUUAUUGUCCAUCUUAGUAUCCACGCUCGUCGCAGUGUUGAAUAAGCUUCUAAGGAGUGGGAUGUCCUCGUACCGAAAUUCAUAGACCGUUGCGUAUAACAUACAUUUGUCAAGUAGA